GUCGUGACACAGACCUGUAUUUUGACAGAGUGCACGGUUUAUUAAUCAGGAAGUAAACUGAACUCUCGUUGGCAACAGAUUUGACACAUUACAACUUGCGUUUCACAGGAGUAAUGCCAUCAUGAGUAGAGUCUACUACAUCCUCAGUGCUGCUCUUCUUGUGUUUGAAAUUCCAGAGACCAAGGCAUUGCUGGAAAACUCCAAUGACUGUUGCGAAAGAAUAAAGAAAAUGAAUGAAACCUGUGCAAAUAGUACACUCUGCGAUUCUGGGCUUCUUCAUCUUCAAGAGAACCAUACAAAUUUUUGUGUGUCAUGUGACUCGCCAGAGCAAGGGAAUUCAACACUCAACAAUACGAGGAUCAGUCAGACACCAGUACCUGUAAUCACAGUAAUCGGUGGUCCAGGUGUAGCAGCCUCUGUCCUUCUAGGAACUCUGCUGAUCAGCCUGGGUCUCAUUCUCUCUGUUGCAUCUUUCUUUUACUUUAAGCGCUCAAACCGCCUCCAUGGGGUCUUCUACCAACGCAACAAGGCUUUUAUAUUCCAACCAAGUGAGACGGCCGUCAUGAUUCCUGAAGCCGCAUCUUCAGUUCGCAAACCAAGAUAUGUCAGAAGGGAGAGGCCGUCAGCGACUUCAACAUCCAACAGUGCUACCGUGGCAAUGGGGGCAGUAACAAAGGUAUACAAUGUGUGACCAGCUUCAGUAUGGCCCCCUUUCAAAACAUGAAAAGGUCUGUCAUCCAGACCUAAACUUUUUAGAUUAAUUAUAUAUUUGUUUUCUUUUCACAUGUUAAAAUGCCAGUAAUUUAUUUAUAUUUAUAUAUUUUUCACACAAUAUUUUGUUUAUUUUUUAAGAGACCAGGUGUUGCACUACUAGAGUAUUUUUAAGUGUUGAUCGGUAAAUCAGUUAAGUAAUUUGUUUUCUCAAUUAAUUUUGUAAUGUUUAUAUUUAUUAGCAGUAAUUUCAUGUGAUGUUGUACUAUUGAAUCUUGCGUCAUUGAACCGAGGAUCCAAAACGAGACUUCCACAGUUAUAUUUGCACACAACGUCUCUAAACCUCAUUGCAUUAAAAAAGUCAUUGUAUUUUUCUAGUUUGGAUGAUGAAGUUUUAAUGUUUGGUUUCCAAAAACAAAUGUAAACUUUUCCAUUGAUUCUGUACCUUCUCCACAAAUUCCAUCUGCACGUAUUAACGCCACAUACAUCAAAAUACCUGUAUGAUUUGAAGCCACUUUUGGCUUAGGUUUUUAUAAAGCGUUAACUGUGUAUUAAUGUUGUACUAUGCCACAUGUUAACAAUAGCUAGUUUGUCACUAUAUCCAAUAUAUGAUUCCGGCAUGCACCAAAGAUGUUCCCAGAUAUAUAAUGAAUAAAUACAAUUUUGUAAGGCCUUAAAGUGACAAUUACGCUGUUAAUGCACAAAAUAUAUAAGUAAAACUGAAGUGAAAAUAUCUCGAAUAAGAAGUUACAGUUUGAGAUUUUUUGACCACUUUUAAUUGUUAUAUAUCCACUGGAUAAGACAAAGUGCCAUUAACUGAAUGUGCUAAUGGAUGAAGAUUACCUUGAUUUUGUAAAUUUUUAUAGGAAAUUAGAUUAUAAAAGAACUGUGGUAAAUGUACAGUAUAUUGUUUAUGGAAAAAGUAUUGCAGCAUAAAAGAGAAAGUAAAACACUGGAAUGUCUAUUAAGGAGAUGGAGACGUCAAUUACUUUGUUUUGUAAACAUGUAUAGCGGCCUUCAAAAUGCCAUAUCAUCUGUAUAUUUAAUAUUUUCUAUUUUAGGUUUUUCUCAUUUGUAUGAAUUGUUGUUGUUCCAUUUUGCUACACAUUUUCUACUUUAUUUUAGUAUUUGAAUCUUUGUUUGUUUAUUAUUGUAAAAUAAAAAAAUCUUCAGAAUGCUGGGUUAAGAUUAAGUAGGGCGUGUUUACUUAAAAUAAAAUGUAGAUGCCAUUGGGAUACAGCAGUGAAAAGUUAACCAAGUAGGUGCCAUUUUUAUCAGCUGUUGUGCAGCAACUGGAAAGCAUGGUUUUGUAUGAAUUGUGUUUAGAUAUCAGCUGCGGAACAUUUAAAUGUUGAUGUCUUGGAGUGUAUAUUAAUCGCCCUAUUGAAUUGUAUUUUAUGAUGUCACUGUUUACAGAAAUAAAAGAUGUUUUGAUUGAUGA
Messenger RNA from Triplophysa dalaica, 2152 nucleotides. It is a transcript of the gene c6h1orf159, whose product is annotated as chromosome 6 C1orf159 homolog. Bases 122 to 691 code for a protein of 189 amino acids. The transcript has 9 exons. The record is from RefSeq and is a predicted model, not a curated record. NCBI's taxonomy places the organism in Eukaryota, Metazoa, Chordata, Actinopteri, Cypriniformes, Nemacheilidae.